CCACGCGCACUUCGUCGCGCGUGCUUCACACCUCCUCUUCCUUAAUAAUCCAACUAGCCUUUUCCAUAACAAAGGUUUCAUCAGUUCUUACACAAAACUCAGUCUCUCUUUCUUUUUCUGUUGCUUUUUGCAAAUUUUCCUUUGUAUUUCCCUUUGCGCAAAAUUAUAAUCAUUCAAAAAUUCAAUCGGAAAAAAAAGCAGGAACAAUCUUCAGUGCCCCGCAUGGGCAAUCAUAAUCAUCCUCCUCUGCCCAAUCACAGCCGCUCAUCACUCCCCAGACCCAAUCAUGGCCCCACCACCUCACGGCCUGCUGCUCUCACUCCUCUCCUCCUCCUCCUCCUCCUCCUCCUCCAGCUGCACCCCGCAGCUGGCCAGAACGACGCCGGCACCCCGCCGCCGAACCAGCAGCCCGGCCCCUACCCCUACGGCCAGAGGUUCAAUCCCUCUAUGGCCAUAAUCAUGGUGGUCCUGGUCAGCGCCUUUUUCCUCAUGGGCUUCCUCUCCGUCUACAUACGGCAGUGCGCCGCCUACCGGUUCCGUGGUGGGGCUUCGGACCAGACUGAAAGGCCGUACCUGUUCGGCCUGGGGGCGGCACGUGGUAUCGACACGUCCGUGAUAGAUAGCUUCCCGACGUUCCAGUACUCCUCCGUCAAAGGGCUGAAGAUCGGGAAGGGCUCGCUCGAGUGCGCCGUCUGCUUGAAUGAGUUCGAGGACGACGACGUUCUCCGGUUGCUUCCGAGGUGUAACCAUGUGUUUCAUUCCAAUUGUAUCGAUGUGUGGUUAUCCUCCCACAACACUUGCCCGGUUUGCCGGGACAACCUCUUGCCGAAACCCGGCGAGAAGUUCGACCCGCCAAUCCUUGAUGUGGCCGAACCGGAACCGAUUGUACCUACCAGUGACAUGCCGGACCAAGUGCGCGUUUGUGUCGAGGACGAACGGGGUACGAACUUGGAGUCACAAUUACCAUCGCAAGUUGAUAUCUCAUCUCCACCGACCAAUAAGAGUAGGCCGCCGCGGUCGAGAUCAACAGGGAUGCGAUUCGCUAGAUUACUGCCAUUCCCUCGUUCACACUCAACGGGCCACUCUUGGGUUCAGCCGGGGGAGGAUCAUGAGCGGUUCACCCUGCGGUUGCCUGAGGAUGUUCGGAUUGAGAUAAUUAGGACUGCAAGCCUGAACCGGGCAAACAGCUGCGCCACGGCCUUUCCUCGUUCAAGGAGUGCGAGGACAGGCUAUAGGAGGAGCGAUAGAAAUGGCGGCGGGAGGAGCAUACGCGGGAGGAACUACUUCAACUACGAGCGGUUCGAUCAGGAAGACCAGGCUGGUCGGUGGGGUUUCUCAGGGACUCCUCCAUUCAUCGGGAGGACCCGUUCAGUCCGGUCUGCAAAGGGUGAUGAUAUAGCGAUGACCCCACCGCAGUCCAGGCCGGAGACAUUGCCACCAAUUAGCCCGCUGUUCAUCGGAAAGGACGGCGACGACGAUGACCGAUCAUCUGACAGACUGCAGCCUCCAGAUAGUCAAGUUUAGGAUUUUGACUAGUGCAGAAUUUUUUGUAAAUUUGUGUACAUAGAGUUUUUUUCUUUCUUGUGAUUUUAUUUAUUCUCAAUUAGCAUUUCCAUCUAUUUUUCUUCCAAGUUUAUAUUUGUAUGUUAUGAUUACAUCUUCAGCUUCUUUUCUGGUGAGAAGGCAAGCAUCGUUCGGUGCUUGCUGUUGUGAUGUAGGAAGAGCCAAAGGGUCAAUCAAAUAAUUUUUCUUGCCCAAAGAAGAAAUUUAAUGAGAUUUUUUUUUGGUAGAUAA
Punica granatum (pomegranate) is the source of this 1794-nucleotide messenger RNA. NCBI's taxonomy places the organism in Eukaryota, Viridiplantae, Streptophyta, Magnoliopsida, Myrtales, Lythraceae. The record is from RefSeq and is a predicted model, not a curated record.